This is a messenger RNA of Anneissia japonica, 1000 nucleotides long. RefSeq lists its product as uncharacterized. The transcript is spliced from 2 exons. The record is from RefSeq and is a predicted model, not a curated record. The annotation marks the transcript as partial. Lineage: Eukaryota; Metazoa; Echinodermata; Crinoidea; Comatulida; Comatulidae.
GAUCUUGAGGAUUCCUUCAAGACUUUCGGCUUAUACCGAGACGAUGGCCUAGGAAUCAUAAACGCAACGCCUCGUCAAAUAGAGAAUACAAAGAAAGAUCUAUGUGCCAUCUUCAACAAACACGGUCUAAAAAUUACAAUCGAAGCCAACAAAAAAAUUGUGAACUUUCUGGUCAUAACGCUAAACCUGGAGAGUGGAAAAUACAUGCCCUACACGAAACCGAAUAAUACACCUCUAUACGUACAUAACAAAUCAAACCACCCACCCGGAAUCCUCAAGAACAUCCCAGAGAGCAUCAACAAACGCCUAUCUGAAAUAUCAUUCGAUGAAGAGUCAUUCAAUAAAGCAGCACCACUAUACCAACAGGCCCUCGACAAAAGUGGAUACAGUCAUCAGCUAAAGUUCUCCACAGCGCAACAAAUAAAGGACGCCGCCAAUACCAGGAAACAUCGUACCAGAAACAUAAUUUGGUAUAACCCGCCAUUUAGCAAGAAUGUCGCUACCAACAUCGGUAAAACGUUUCUAAAAACGCUAGAUGAUGAAUUCCCACCAAAUCAUACAUUGCACAAAAUAUUCAACCGCAAUACCAUAAAAAUUAGCUACAGUUGUAUGGGGAACCUCAAACAAAACAUCGACGGACACAAUAAAACAACCUUAUCACUAAAAACCGAGCAGCCUAAGACCAAAAGUUGCAACUGCAGAAUACCAAAUGAUUGCCCCAUGUCUGGCCGUUGCCUAAAUAAAAGUGUUGUCUACCAAGCCACAGUCGUAGCUAACAACAAAACAGACCAGACUUAUGCAGGACUCACAGAAAACGCGUUCAAAAUCCGGUACAACAACCACACUGCUUCAUUCAGAAACCCAGAGAAAUGCAACACCGAGUUAAGCAAAUAUAUAUGGGAAUUAAAAGACAAUAACAUAGACUACACUAUUAAAUGGAAAAGCAAGCCAAGGCAUUCAACCCAUCAUCUAAAAGAUGCAACUUGUGCUUAUGGGAAAA